Molecule: messenger RNA, 1270 nt
Organism: Aaosphaeria arxii CBS 175.79
Lineage: Eukaryota; Fungi; Ascomycota; Dothideomycetes; Pleosporales
Product: alpha/beta-hydrolase
Exons: 5
Coding region: 69-992 (307 amino acids)
Cellular component (GO): membrane
Molecular function (GO): lipase activity
Source: RefSeq, a predicted model, not a curated record
UUUUUUUGUCGACGCUGCUGUUGAAGACGCAUCUUGCUUGUCCUACGAGGAAAUCCAUUGCAUUGAAUAUGGCCACCGAAGAAGGCUGGCAUACGACUGACGACGGAAAGAAGCUAUACACCAAGACUUGGAAGACCGAAGGUCCUGCAAAGGCUCGAGUAGUUUUCAUCCAUGGAUUCAGUGAUCACUGUAACAACUAUGACAAUCUCUUCCCGGCUCUAGCUGCGAAAGGCAUCGAAGUCUACACCUUCGAUCAGAGAGGAUGGGGCCGCUCCGUCCAGAAGCCGGCCGAGAAAGGGCAUACGGGCACUACAGCACGAGUGCUAAAUGAUAUCACGUCCUUCAUUAAGACCGUAAUCCCGAGCCCUGUCCCAUUGUUCAUGAUGGGACAUUCGAUGGGCGGCGGCGAGACGCUCUGCUACGCCGCGCAAGGGCCAGCCGAAGUCAGAAAGCACAUCCGUGGUUUUCUGUUGGAAUCCCCCUUCGUGGACUUUGAUCCAAAAUCCAAACCUUCCUUCGUGACGGUAGCACUAGGACGUCUAGUGGGCAAACUCCUCCCUCACCGGCAGAUGGUCAACAAACUCGAUGUCAAGCUCAUCUCACGAGACCCUGCGGUGCAGAAGAAGUAUGAGGAAGAUGAUUUGUGCCAUGAUACGGGAACACUUGAAGGGCUUGCAGGCUUGUUGGACCGCACGGCCGACCUCGCAGCCGGAAAGAUCAAGAUUGGGGACGACGCGGGAGAAGGCGGUGUAACGAGAAUCUGGUUUGGACAUGGUGACAAGGACGGUAUCACAGAUUUUGCAGCAUCCAAGCGACUCUUCGAUGCAUUGACGGCGAAAGACAAAGAAUUCAAGGCAUAUGGAGGGUUCUAUCAUCGAUUGCAUGAUGAGCCUAGCCCGGAAAACCAGCAAUUUAUUGAUGAUGUUGUCAAUUGGAUAUUGAGUAGGUCGGUAGAGCCUGUGCAAGCUGAUGCAGGAAAGGCGAAGUUGUAAUGUGCAAGUCGGGAAUGGUGAAGACGAAACACAACGGGUGGCGCAGAGCUGCGAGGUGCAGCACUUGGGGCAUGUGGCAGGACGAAACGGAGUUGUCAUCCCAAUGUAGAUAAGCGGUUUGAAUGCACUGCAUAUUUUGGUAAUUAAGGUAAAACUUACUUUAUGCUACGCGUAGCCUUGAUAACUUUGGAGAGCAAAGUUUUCCAAUGACGGUUGCUGUACACGCGUCUUGGGUAAUCUGGAGACUGGUGGAACAGUAGUACCGCGUAGAACGUGGA